AUGCCAGACCAAGCCAACCGUUCACGCCCUUUUCCCAACUCUUGCGUAGGCAUCCAUAUGCAUGCGCGCGGCUCCGUUGGGUACCGGGGUGCGUUGGGAUCCUGCUAG
Molecule: messenger RNA, 108 nt
Organism: Plenodomus lingam JN3
Lineage: Eukaryota; Fungi; Ascomycota; Dothideomycetes; Pleosporales; Leptosphaeriaceae
Source: RefSeq, a predicted model, not a curated record